Messenger RNA from Eruca vesicaria subsp. sativa (arugula), 201 nucleotides. The record is from the annotation of a GenBank genome assembly. Lineage: Eukaryota; Viridiplantae; Streptophyta; Magnoliopsida; Brassicales; Brassicaceae.
AUGAAAGAACUAUCUGAUCAAGUUAAAGGAAUGACUACAUUCAUCCAACAAGUAAUUGGUACUUCAACUGGUGAACAUGCAAGAGCAUGGGCUUCAAGUUUUGCUGUAACUUUUGCCAACAUACCAAAUCCAACUUUUUCCAACAUUCCAUGUCCACCCAAUCCAAAUCAAGAACGGAGUGAUGAUGCUGUUAGAGAUUAA